Molecule: messenger RNA, 813 nt
Organism: Entrophospora sp. SA101
Lineage: Eukaryota; Fungi; Glomeromycota; Glomeromycetes; Entrophosporales; Entrophosporaceae
Source: the annotation of a GenBank genome assembly
AUGGAUCUAGCCAAUCAACUCCAAUACGCCCAUAUCAAAGAAGCCACACAUCACAAAAUACCACCAAGAAGACGUAGACGUCCUCCAUUCUCUUACUCAUCAUUAAUAGCUCAAGCUAUUUUAGAUUCACCUGAACAUAGAUUAACAUUACGUGAAGUUUACCAUUGGAUAAUGGAACGUUAUCCACAGUUAUAUAAAGCUGAUGAUACUGGUUGGCAGAAUACAAUACGACAUAAUUUAUCAUUGAAUAAAUGUUUCAAAAAAGUACCACGUUCAGAUGCAGAAUUAGGAAGUGGGGGUAGUGGCGCAUCAACCACUACUGCAAGUAAAGGUAAAGGUGGAUAUUGGACAAUUGACCCUGAUUAUAUGACUGGGUAUCAUGAUGGUGUAUUCACAAGAGGUGGUGUACAAAAACGUAGACCGGGCGAAUUAGUCACUGUUACAACAACGACAACGCCGUCAAACCAUAGCGGAUUAAUAUCAUCAUCUCCAUCAUCUCCGUCAUCUCCAUCAACCCCAUCCACUAUAACAACAAUAACUACUACUUCCACCAGUGGUACUGGAGGAAGCGACGAUGGUUCUUUACAUAAUGAUAGUGGCAUAGAAAGAAGUACUUCUAGUAUUACUAGUAGUCCUAUUAAACACGAAUAUAACAAUAAUACCAAAAGUGAUAAUUCUUCAUUAAGUAUCGUUAUAAAUUCACAACAACAACAAAAACAUAUGGAAGGAUGUGGUGAUGAAUUAUCGCCAUCAACAUCAAUUCAUGCCUCAUCAUCGCCUACUUCAAUGAAGAUCAGCGAUUUAUUGAAUUAA